AGUGUUAUAUCAUAGGUUUCAGUGUUUCGACUGAGGGAGAAGUCUUCUUGAUAAUCCAUGUAUAUGUAACUCUUCUGGAAAGCAAUUUGGAAUUAUUUAAAUGAAGUAGCUAAGAUGUCCACUUGUUUUGAUCUGGAGAGCCCACUAUUAGACACAUACUCCCAGGAUGUCACUGACAAAAAGGAAGCACACAAAUACACGAAAAUAUUUAUAGUAGGAAUUUUAUGGUGACAAAGAACUGGAAACAAAGUAGAUGCCCGUCAAUUAAGAAGUAGCUAAACAAAUUUUGGUCUACAAAUUACUGUAUUAUAUGAAACACUAAGAAUACAGAGAACAUAGAAAGAUUUACAUGAACUAAUGCAAAGCAAGCAGAGACAUAAAAAUAUUAUAUACAACACUACAACAAUGUAAAUAGAAACAGAACAGUCAAAAGGGAAUAUUAGAAAGUAUAAAAACAAAGUUGGCCCCCCAAAAGAAAACUGAAAAAAAAAUCCUGCUCCUUUGUAGAAGAGGGAGUAGAGGUCCCCAGGGACAGAACAUGACAUCUAACAUCAGUUAUUAAAAAAAAAUUACUCUGUUGAAUUUUUUUUCUUUCUUCCUCGAUUUUUGCUCUCUUUUAAAAACAUUCUUUAUUAUAUGAGAUGAUUCGAGGGGAGGAAAAUCUAAGUGAUAUAAAAACAAAAAAAAAUUUACUUUUGAAAAAUCAUGUAGGGAGCUCAGUGGAUUGAGAAGGAGGCCUAGAAAUGGUAAGUCCUAGAUUCAAAUCUGUCCUCAGACACCUCCUAGCUGUGUGACCCUGGGAAAGUCACCUAACCCCUAUUGCCUAGCCUUUACCACUCUUCUGCCUUAGAACCAAUACAAAAUAUUGAUUCUAACACAGAAGGUAAGGGUUAAAACAUCAUGUAUCUGCUAUUCCUAGUUAAAUCAAUAUUCAUUUACAAAAGGAGACUAGUAUGGUCCUAUAUUGAUUCAUUUAUAAUCCAACAAUUGACAUAAUUACUUCUGAGAAACACUUUUGACUAUAUUAACAGUAUAGAUAUAUUAUAUCUUUGAUUUAGAGCUUGAAAGUUACUGAGGUCAUCUAAUCCAAAUCUCUCAUUUUGCAGAUGAAGACCCAGAGAGGUUAAAUUAUUUGCCCAAGGUCACACAUGUGGUUAACUAAAUUCCAUCCCAGUUCCUCUGACUCCAGUACUCUUUUUACUAUCCCACACUUCCUCUCCUUAUGUUUCUAUUUUUUAUGCCUAAAAGCACCAGAAAUCAGGGCCAUUUAAGUUAUGCCACUGACCACGAAACAUCUGUGAGGUCCCUUCCAGCUUUAAAUAUAUUAAUCAAUCAAAACUUGACUCAAUAAAUAUUGAUUAAACACUUCCUCAGUGGCAGGCAUUGAGCUAAACGCUGGGGAUACAAAGAUCAAAGAGAAAGUCGCUGUCCACAAAACUUACGAAACGUUUAUUAAGUGCUACCUUGUGCUAAGGACAUUGAUGAAAUGGUUGAUACAAAAUUUGGAUUAUAUGAGGUUUUUGGUCUCAAGUUUCAUGGGUUGUUCAUGAGAACUGUAUUUUUGUUUCUUUGUUUUACACGCCAUGAUAUCACAACAUUUUGUGAAAAAAAAAUCCUUAACAAUUUGCUAAUAAAAUAACUAUAUGUCACCGCAAAACAAAACGAGGAGACAAAAAAAACAAAAACAAAAAAAACUGAAGUCCAGGAGUUCAAAUUCAAAAUUAUUCCGCUCUCUCUUCUCUCCAAGUUAUUGUUCCAGCUGAAGGUAUUCCCACAAUUGCCAGGAGAUGGCGCUGUGGAUUUUAAAUCUCGAUGUGGAAGCAUCUCCAAGGUUUCUUUUUCUUAACUCGCGAGCGUUUGAAAAGUUCCAAAACCUUUUAGUCCAAAGAUUUUAGCUUCGCAAAAGUGCCCGAGAAGUGUUGUAGGGGCAAGGGGAACAAUUCCCAACGAAACAAUAAAAAUAUGAAAAAAGCGAGUGGCCAAGUAGGUAUGUCUUCCCUAAGGACAACGGAAAAGCUUAACACAAGAAAACUCGCCCAGGUAAAGGUUAAAAUUAAGAAAAUCGGGACGAAAGAACAGAAGAGAAGUGGGAGAAUGGGAAGAAAGAUGAAGGGAGGAGAAAAAAGCUUGUCUUUGACAAAGCCAUUUUCAUCUUUUGCUUUUCCCCUUGCAUUAUUUCCAUCCGCUAUGCAACUUCGCCCAGCCUAGCAGCAGGGACGAGAAGAAACAACUCCUUUCCCCUUACUUCUCCCUAUUUCUGUAAACCAGACCGCUUGGGGAAAGCUUCACUCAUUUAGAAGGUGUGACCCGGCUUGCACACAUGCCACUCACUGUAAAAGUUGGGUUUUAGCAAGCAAAAGUGGGGUUGCAUGGUUCCCCGCAAUUCCACAUUCUACAUCACUGGAUUCUUUAUCACAGUAUCUUUGAUGGUCUGCUCCCUCUGUAAAAAAAUUGUGUAAUUGUACAAAUAAACAUAUACAUGCAUGUAUGCAUAUACAGAAUGGCCUUGAUUUUGUUGAGACUGAAGUUCUACAUUUCUGAAAAUCAUGGAAUUCCCAAAGUGAUAUUUAAGGUCUCACUCCUCCCCCUAAAUGGGAGGAUAUUUUGCUCUGGCUGAGAUUUUCCGUCUCCCUAACCUUUGUCACUGACUCUUCAACAGAAAGAUCCGGUUAUUCUUGAUAACUGCAUGGUAAACUAGUGGUAAUACUGUUUUAAUCAUCUCAGAGCGCCGAGCUUUGUGAAAUCCAGAGUUGUGGCUGAAAAGAUCUGGGUAACUAAAUGACUUCGCGAAUAACUCCGAGCCAGGAAGUUAAUCCGAAUCUAAUUCUUGUUCCCUGGAAAACUGUCAUGGAAGUGACGACCUCGUCAUCUUGAACUGCAUGGGCCAUCGUCCCCCUGCCUAUGCACUUACACUUUUCAAGCUUCCAGCUCGGUACAAUGACUGGACUGACCACUCAGCAGGUCCCCAAACAGGGUCGUUAAGUGCAUCUGUCGUAUUGCCUGUACUGGACUGCGGGGGAAAGUUCUCAGAAAAGUGCAGGCUAGAAAAAGCGCGUCCUGCGGACCCAAAAUGGUGUGAGUAUACACCUUUCCUUAAGCUACACUGUUAUAAACUCGGUUUUUGGCCACGGCUGCUCUUCUGGGGACUGCACAGGUUCUCAAACACAGGACGUUCCAAAUCCAUUCUUCUUGGAGUCACAGAAUGGUCUCUGUGUGCUGAGACACAGUUCAGAGCUGUUGAACACGACAAAAGAUGGCAAGGCACACUGGUGCAUCUGCUUCUCCAAAACCUGUCUAGACCCCAUAUUGAACGACUUUUGCUGAACUUUGCAAUUGACUUCGAGUUUACUGAAAGAAAAAAUCCUGUACAACUUGCCAUCUUUCCCCUUCUCCCAGCAAAAAACAAACCCCACCCCACCCCCCAAUCUAGGGUGCCUUGUCUAUUCUACGUUGUAACGCUGGGUUCCUAGAACCUUUUUCCUUCAGUUAGCAGCAAGGUUCUAUAGGUGUUGUGCCAAUGACAUGGCUAUCAGUCAAGAAAAUACUCUUGGUUUGACCUUACAAACAUGGGCUGAACUGGGGGUUUCCAGUUUAUCUUUGUUUUUACUUUAAAUGUCUGAAAAUGUAUGCAGUAGCAAAAAAUUAUCAAAAAAUGUCUCUCCUUCCCUCAACCCAAACCAUGUAGUUUUAAAACCCAAUCUAAAUAUAAGCUCUGUCAGACAUCUAAUGCUCUAGUUUCAAUGGUGUGCUGACUGCUGAAUAUUCCAACAUCAUUUCAGGGCUGUAGGUGAACUCCCUUCUUUUGCAGUGAAACUGUCUUAAUCUUUAUAAAAUACGCUUGGGCGUCAGUAAAUUUCAAAAUCUAAAUGCAGACUAGGGGGAUUCUGCCUUUAGCAAAUGAAGAAUGUUAAGCCACCACAGUUCUAUGUUAUGAGGAGAUCAGCUCUUUGCUCUUGCUAAUCUUUCCGCCAAUCACCACUGUCAGGUAACAGAGCUUGUAGUUGUAUACCGGACCAAAAGAGAAAGAAAAAGUUCUCCUCCUCCUCCUCCUCCAUUUCCCGUGCGUUUUUAAAGGCAGUCGGUGGUCCACUGUAGCAUCCUGGUUUCUAUUCAAACCAAGCUUCAUUCAUAGAUUAACUUGUAACCUUUUCAAAACUGCAGAGACCAACAUUCUCCAUCCUGGAAUGAGCUUCCUUUGAUACCACUCUCCUACUUUUCGAAGUUGUGGCUUAAAAAUAUGAGUAUCCAAAAAGCCUAACUCCCUUUCGUUGGAAGAAGAAAGUUUGAGAAUGCUUUUUGUUUACUCCUCCCGUCUUGUGUCUAUGGCAUUUGACAUAGUUGGCGGGUUCAGUGUCUUUCCCUCUUCCCCCCACCCUUCCUUAUCCAGGCUGCUUGUUACCCAAAUAAUGAAAGAGAUGACGCCUAGAUGGUGACAUAGGGCUGUGUUACAAUUAAACCAGGUAACGAGACACUGGGCAGAUGUGUUUUCAUUGCACUGUAAGAUAAAUGCAGUGUUAAAUGCCUGACAACUUCCCAGAAGCAAUCAGCAAAAGUUUAUGAGUGCAUAAACCUCAAAGACCAUUCCCCGGGUGUUUUUAUAAGCCCCGCAUUUAAAGCUUCUAUAAAUUCUUCUGCCGGCUUCCAAAGCAAAGUUACUCAAGACUAUUAAACACCCAUCUUCUCCAGGGAACUCGAAGAGAGUUAGUCACCGCGUUUCUGGUUUGAGAAAUGGGAGAGGAUUCCUCCCUCCCCUUUAGUAAGUUAAAUGUGCAAAUGCAUGAAAGUUUGCACAUCAAAGGAAAGAUGAGUGAUUAAAGAGAGAGAGAGAUGACUGGGUUUGGGGGAGGUAAGGAUGGGAUGGGAUGGGAGAAGGUCAAGAAUGAGGAGAAAGAACAUUUUGUCCAGUAAAUUCUGAAAAUCCAAAUGACUACCCGGUAUCAUGAUAUAAAUGAUGGCCAUGUUGUGGGUGUGGUGACACUAAGUUUAUUCAAGAUCAAUGCUUGUGAUGACAUUCGGUGCCCACUUUAUACUUUGUCCAUUACUCCUGUCCUUUGUACAUUGUGAUUCCUGUCCCUCGGGAGUAUUUGUCAUUCAUUACCAUUCAUUCCUGAGCCAUUUCAUUCUUCACUCCCAAAGUCUUCCCAGGGGCAGGUAAAUGUAGUGAAGGUACUACGCAAAAAGUUCUGACCCUAAGAGAAAUGUAGGGGGAAUGAAGUCAUACCUCUAGGUGAAAAAUCUCCUGGGACCAGUCUUUGCGCCUGUAGAAACCAGACUGUGCCAUAUCAAUUCCCCUCUCCACCAUCCCACCUCCCUACCCCAGCUUAAAACCGUGAAAUUCCAAUGAUUUUCCCGUCGUCCUUAAGUGGUCCGCCGACUUUUACAAGUUGAUAUUAAGCAGACACAACUUACCUCGGUUUAUAAAGAAUCCUUAUUGUGAUCCUAGUGAAAAAUAAGCUGUUCAUUGGAAAACAAUAACCCUACCAUGUUUUUGGAUUAAUAAAGAAAGAGGUUAACAGAUGCAUGGCGUUGGGGGGUGGGGGGGGGUGGGAGAUGUAGCGAAAGGAGGGGAGGAACUGUGGCCUUUAUGUAAAUGUACGGUUUGCUUUUCAAUCAGGACACGUGCGCAUGCCAAAUCCUCCCUACCCUGAAGAGUGGGUCCCCAGUUAGGGAAGACUCAAGCUGCCUGCGCAUUUUUAAUGUUUCUGUUCUAGCAAAACCCAAAGAUAUAAGUAAUGGCGGGAUACGUGGUACCAUGGUCCCUGUUAGCUGGCAUCUUAGGCAGUUCCUCGAGAAAAGAUGCCUAAGUCCCUUUUCAUUCUUUGCAGGUGAAAAUGCAAGGGUUUCCGUUGUAGCCAUAGCCUUUUCUUUAUGAAACGAGGCGCCCAACUGUUCUGAUAUUACCAUUCAAAAACAGGUUCUGUGGCGAACCUCAUUUGUGAAUCUAUUACAGAGAUUAAUAGAUUAUUUCUCCUUUUUCAACUAAUUCUCAGUGGGGAAAUUUAACCAUAUGGUAAGGAGAGAAUUAGAAUUUCAUCACAUUAGAGCAAAAUGUAAUGAAAAGAGUCCAACACCUGGGGCCAACUCUGAAAGACACAAUUAAAAGGAUUUUAAUGAAACCAGAGAAACCAAAAAUUUCAUAGCCUUCAGUUAUUCUGCCACAUAAGAAUGAUUUACUGGAGGUGUUGGGAAAUAUUGUUUUUACUUAUGUCAUAAGAAUGAAAACCUGCCACGAAAUGCCAUGUGCUUUCAGUGAUUAACAUCCAAAGGGGAGGGUAGCUUAUACUGUUAUGCAUAAGGACCCUGCCUCUGGUUUUCACAGUCCACCCCCUUUGCAAGCCAACCCCUCUAAGAACAACUGAGAUAAAAACACCCAGAAUCCACAUGAAUGGAUUACAUGCUAGUGUGGACACUAUCUUUCUGGAUAAAUAAACAGAACAAACCCUCUUUGGAUUUGGUGGGGGUUAAGGGCGUUGACCCCUGACAAAGUUGACUUUACACGAAGUGGAGAAAAAGAAGUGGUUGAUGUUCAGCAAAGUUUGAGAAACCAGCUUUUUCUUUCUGUUAGAGGGCGUGUGCUUCAUCAUCAUUACCUCCUUCAAUGGUUAGAAAGAGAUGGUUGCAAAAAAAAGCAGAAACUAAAACAGAUGGAAACUCCUCUAAAAUCACAUUGGUCUUUUGGUAUGCAUUGAUUUUGCAGUGGGGCAAGAAAUGAAGAAGGGAAGCGAAGGGAUUGCUCUAGUUAGUUAGGGGGUGGGGGGGACGGGAGGGUGGUUCCCAUUUCACAACAUCUUCAGGAACCAGAGGGUGAAAUUUCGAAUAUACCAACCUCUACCUCCAUCAAUUCAUUCUACCUACCUUUGGUUGCCACCCCUUUUCCCCCUCCCCAAGAGCUCCUUCUCCAAAUGCAGAUAAGAGUUAUCAUGUAAACAGGGGUGGAGUGUAAUUCUGGAUUGGAAGGGUAACUUAACCGAAGUCUGAUGAGCACUAGGGAAGAGACAGGGGGUGGGGGUGGGGGUGGGGAAUGCGUGUGGGGGGGCGGUGUUCUGAGUGGGGCUCUCUGGCUUCGGUGGUGCAGAUCUGCAAUUUGCUGAAGGAGGCAAAGAACAUCCUUAGAUCUAAGUAGGGCUUUUAGUGUGCUCAUUGAUGAGUGAAAGUCGCCACACAUGUCAAGCUAAAGGCAGUUGUUGGGUUACUAACAGGACACAACGCCUUGCAAACAUAUGCGUUAAGCUGUGUAUACAGAUGGCAGGGAGAAUAAUGGAGCAGGCGCCUUUUAUAAAGCUCUAGCUGCUGCCUGUCUUCAGACCUGGGGAAUGAAACUAUUCAGACUCAGGGCCAGAUAGCGCCUGGGAUUGUUUGUUACCGUUUUAAUCCUAUUAAUUAAAACGUUAACCUGAUUGGGUAGAAAGCUCUGUCCCAACAGGCAAGUCUUCUUCAUAAUAACCUACUCAGAGAUAAUGAUGUAAAAGACUCCCCCGUCUGUGGCAGCGGCUGGUUGAUGGGUCCGGAAAUCUCUUGGAGGUGAAUCCAAGCAAGAUAAACGGUGGGAAGAAGAACUGGUUUGGCUCACAGCAUCAGCAGCGGCGGCGACUCCGGCUCUGGCUCCGGGUCCCUCCCUCUUACCCUAACCAUGCUCGGCCGCGGUACAUGUUGAGCUCCAGCCUCCAGCACCAUCGGCUGAAGAAGAAGAAAAAGAGGAGGAGAAGGAGGCGGAGGAGGAGGCGAGAGCCGGGGAAGGAGGAAAAAGAAAAAGAAAGGAGAGAAGAGGGAUCUCGGGAGCUCCCGGACUGACGCCCGCACAGCCCCAAAACCCAGGCUCGGCUGCAGCGGCGGUGCCUUGCUGCUGCUGGUGCAGCGGUAUCGCGGCGGCUGACACCCUAGCAGGAGGCGGCGGUCGCGCGGUGGGUCUAGGCUAAAGAGGCGGCAGCCGGGACUCAGGCUGCUAGCUGGGACCCAGACUAUGGAGCGCGGUUUGCACCUCAACGCCGCGGCUGUGGCCGAAGAGGACCUGUUCCUGCACAAGAGCCUGAGCUCCGCCUCGGCCAAGCGUUUGGAGUCGGCUUUCCGCUCCACGCCCCCGGGGAUGGACCUGUCUCUGGCGCCACCGCAGCAGCAGCAGCCGCCGCCUCCGCCACCAUCGCCACUGCCACCGCCCCGGGACCGCCAGGCGUCGUCUUCCUCUUCGCCCCUGGGUUGCUUCGAACCUGCCGACCCGGAGGGGGGAGGGUUGUUGCUGCCGCCGCCCGGCGGAGGAGGAGGAGGUGGAGGAGGAGGAGGUGGUGGAGGAGGAGGUGGCGGUGGAGGAGGAGGAGGUGGAGGAGGCGGUGGCAGCGGAGGAGGAGGAGGAGGGGUGGGGGUCCCCGGGCUGUUGGUGGGCUCCACUGGAGUCGGGGGGGACCCCAGCCUGAACAGCCUGCCAGCCGGAGCAGCCCUGUGCCUCAAGUACGGCGAAAGCACCAGCCGCAGUUCGGUAGCGGAGAGUAGUGGAGGCGAACAGAGCCCCGACGACGACAGCGACGGGCGCUGCGAGCUGGUGCUCCGAGGCGGGGGGAGCGAGCCCAGGGCCUCCCCAGGAGGAGGGGGAGUGGGGGGUCCCGGGGGCGCCAAGGCAUCUGAGGGCUGCUCCAAUAAUCACCACCACGGUGGUGGUGGUGGCGGCCCCCCGGGGGGCCCGGGAGCCGGCGGGGGCAGCAGCAGCGGCAGCAGCAAGAAAUCCAAAGAGCAGAAGGCGCUGCGGCUCAACAUUAACGCCCGCGAGCGGCGACGGAUGCACGACCUGAACGACGCUCUGGACGAGCUGCGGGCGGUGAUCCCAUACGCGCACAGCCCCUCGGUGCGGAAGCUCUCCAAGAUCGCCACUCUGCUGCUGGCAAAGAACUACAUCCUCAUGCAGGCGCAGGCCCUGGAGGAGAUGAGGAGGCUGGUCGCUUACCUCAACCAGGGCCAGGCUAUCUCGGCUGCCUCGUUGCCCAGCUCGGCCGCGGCUGCCGCGGCGGCGGCCGCUGCACUUCACCCGGCCCUAGGCGCCUACGAGCAGGCGGCCGGCUAUCCAUUCAGUGCCGGGCUUCCGCCAGCCGGCUCCUGUCCGGAGAAGUGCGCCCUUUUCAACAGCGUCUCCUCCAGUCUCUGCAAACAGUGCACGGAGAAGCCUUAAACACAAAACAAACACACAAAACCUACCCAAAUGCUAGAGGAAGAAGAUUUUAUUGCCCCCCCCCCACCUUCUUUAUUUUAUUGCCAAGUAGUUGCAAACAUUUAACAGAAUCAACACAGCAAAAGAGUGAACCAACACGAAUCACAGAGACAAACAGGACUUUGGCCGUAACUUCUGCGGAUUAUCCGUGGAUUUUUUUUUGGGGGGGGGCGGGUUGUGGUGGCAUUUUUGGGAUGGGGUAUGCGGAAUUCAUGGGGGAGAGAGGGUGGUUUUAUUUUUCAUUAAAAAACGGUGACUUUUAUGCCAACCAAGUAAUAAGUCGCCUUUUGGCUUUUUGGAAGGGGGGUGGUGGGAGCUGAGAAAUAGCGUCUCUGUUAAGCAGGGGAGAGAUGAUUUAUUUAAAGCAAAACACUAAUCCUACUAAUAAUUAUUAAUUUGGUUAGGACUGAGGGGUUUAUGGGUCUGGGUUGGGUGGGGCGGCAGACCGGAUAUUCAUUCAGACAAAUCAGAAAGGGCACUUGAAAAUAAUUUUUGAUUCUGAGCCAGGAGAAAAACUUGAAAAGUAGACUUAUUUAAGUGAAAAAAAAAAGACUUACACGUUGCUAUGAAAGACUUGUAUUUUUUAUUGUCUCUGAACUCUAAUCCUGUGAAAAUGCAAAGUUUUAGGGAGAGUGACUUUAAAAGACUUGUGUGGCUGAAAGUAUUUUGCAUUUUUAAAUGUUUAUGUGCACCUUGUUACUUUCCACUUUGCAACGCUGUAUAACAAUACAUGAUAUUUAUUUGUUAUUAUUCAAGGACCCCCCUACACCAACAGUAUUUAUCAUGUGUUAAGGUCACGGGUCUUGUGUGUAGGUUUCUUUUUUUUUUAUGCCUCAAAAAUUCUGUUUUAUGGAUUAACUUAUACUGUGUGCCAAGUGUUUAAAAGGUUUAUUUGCCAACAACGUAUAAACAGAAAUAUUGUUGUAUCAGAGCUGCUUUAGGUUUAUGAAAGGUCAUCUGGAUUUUUUUCAGUUGCAUCAUCCCUGUAUUUAAAUUGAGCUUUAAUAAAUUGCUUCAGUCCAAAAAUUACAGGAAAGGUGUAUUCUUAAUUGCUGAAUGAAUUGAUCACUUUUUGAAAGGGGAUUCUUCUUUGCAUUCUUGAAGGGAAAUAGCUAUUUACUUUUACAAGGUAUCACAGCGAUAGAUCCUAUAAGUAAAAACAUUGCCAAGCUAAUAUUUUUUUCCGGCUGUGCUGUGCAUUUUUAGAAGGUCUUAAUUUAAUUCCUUUUACUAUGUAUAAAACUUAUUUUAACUGUGGGAGAUUAAGUUCAAAGACAUUUGGUUUGCCUAAGGUGUGAUUUUUUUGGUUAUUUUUCUAAAAAAUAAUAAAAUAAAAUAAAAUUAAGGAAGAGCAAGAAAAAGCUAUUUAUCCAAAGUAAGCUUUCAGUUUAGUUUGCAUGGCUGAGUACCUGCCUCUGUGCCACAAGAAAAUCUCUUUUAAAAAAAAUGAGCCCUGCUAUUUUCCAGUCCUUGCAGAUAAUACAAACUCAGUCUGUCAGGAGGAUGGUAAACUAAGAGUCAUGAUGGCUCUGUUGGCAGGUAGUGAUUGUGUAAAGAGUGAUAUAUAUUAAAUAGGUCAAUCAGAAUAUGACAGCUAUGUAUGAUCAUUUGUAUGUGUAUCUAUGUCAGAAAGAAUCUUUAUUAAAAUAUUUUGAACAAACA
Monodelphis domestica (gray short-tailed opossum) is the source of this 10855-nucleotide messenger RNA. It is a transcript of the gene BHLHE22, whose product is annotated as basic helix-loop-helix family member e22. Gene Ontology annotation, molecular function: DNA-binding transcription factor activity, RNA polymerase II-specific; E-box binding; protein dimerization activity. Lineage: Eukaryota; Metazoa; Chordata; Mammalia; Didelphimorphia; Didelphidae. Gene Ontology annotation, biological process: positive regulation of transcription by RNA polymerase II; axon development; sensory organ development. The record is from RefSeq and is a predicted model, not a curated record. Gene Ontology annotation, cellular component: nucleus.